AGACAUACUCGUGUUACAUGGCAACAACAUUCAAACAACUGGAGGAGGAAAGACUGGAGCUAAUGUUUGUGGGUAACUUCAGCGAAACGUUCCUGUUCCACACACGACUGGAGUGACGAGAUCUUCACCUGGAGGGCCUCCAUGAGCCAGCGCAUCAUGACACAUAGCUUGCACGAGCGAGCGCUCGCGCAAUUCAGGCGACAGGAGGAGAGACGCGAGGAUGAGAGUAGACGUGUGGCCAAAGAAAAGCAGAUUCAAGCAAAUCUCAAAACCGAAGAGAGAGUCGAGAUGAAAAGGUAUCUGCGCAUGAUGCAAGAUGAGGAGUACGAGAGACAAAUGGAGAAAGCCUUCCUGAAGGCAGAGCAGGACAGAAUAUACAAAGAGAAGCUAAUGGAGCAGGAGGAGAGAAUGGCAAAGGAACUGGCACGCAUAAGUUAUGAAAAAAUGCGAGAUGAGAAAAUGAGACAGUACAUCAAAGAAAACAGUGUGGAGAUUCGGGAGUUAGAGGCAAAGCUGAAGUCUGCUUACCUAAACAGAGCAAGAGCAGCACAAAUAGCUGAGAAGGAGGCCGUGAGGCAUGAGGCAAUGAAGGAGGAAGCUGAUAUUGCAUGCAGGAUGAAGAGUGAGCAGGAGCGAGCAGCCAUAGAGGAGGAGAAGCAGGAGCAGAGGCGCUAUGAGGAACUAGUUCGCUAUCAGCAAGAACUUGAGAAGCAACUGGAGGAGAAGGAGCGAAAGAGACAAGAGUCGUAUGAGGAGUUCCUCAAGGAGAAACUCAUGGUGGAUGAAAUUGUGCGAAAGAUAUAUGAGGAGGAUCGCAAGAAGCAUGAACUCCGGCUUGAGAUGGUCACAUCCACACAGCGAUACAUUCAGGAGUUCAAAAAGCAGCAAACCGAAUGGAGACGCCUGGAACGAGAGAAAAUGGAGGAAGAAAACAGGCGCAUUUUGGAGUAUGCCAAAAACCAGGAGAGGAAAGAACAAGAGAGGAUGGCUAGUGCCAGAAAAAGAGAGACCGCCAAAGAGAACCUUUACAAGAUGCUGACUGAAAAGAUUGAAAUCGAACAGAGGCAGCAGGAGGAGAUGGAGCGUAUCCGUGAGGAGCUCUAUCUUGAGGAGCAGGAAGAAGUUGCCAGGCAAAAAGAAAUCAAAAAUAUGGAGCGCAGGAUCCGGCAGAGGCUGGAGCUGCAGCAGACGUAUCAGGAACAGCUGGCCUUUAAACAGCUGCGCCUUCAGGCUGAGAAGGAUGAGGAGGAAGUGUUCAGACAGAUGAUGCUGGCCAAAUUUGCUGAAGACGACCGCAUUGAGCAGAUGAAUGCUCAGAAGCGGCGCAUGAAGCAGCAGGAGCACAAGCGUGCUGUGGAGAAACUGAUAGAGGAGAGGAGGCAGAAAUACCUGGCUGAUAAGGAGCGGGAAGCAGAGGAACAAGCGAUGGAACAGGAGAGAGAAGCUCAGCGACGACAAAUUAUCGAGGAGGAGAGGUUGAAGCUUCUCAAGCUCCAUGCUACACAGCUAUUGGGGUACCUCCCAAAGGGCAUUUUCAAGGAGGAUGAUUUGGAACAUUUUGACGAAGAUUUCAAGAGCAGUUUACGGAAACGUGAACCUGACAUCUUUUCAGAGGACGACUGCGGAGAAGAUGAGCAAUAAGUCAUAUCUACGUGUGACCACUAGAUGGCAGCCGUGAUUGAUUUCUUUUUGUUUGUUUUUAGUUUCGAUUUCUUUUUGUUUUGUUUUGUUUUUAAAAAAAAGCUUUGAACCUGCUUUUUCCAUUAAAAAGAGUACAUCAUCUGGAUAAACUGU
Clarias gariepinus (North African catfish) is the source of this 1794-nucleotide messenger RNA. Its product is annotated as meiosis-specific nuclear structural protein 1-like. The record is from RefSeq and is a predicted model, not a curated record. Bases 142 to 1641 code for a protein of 499 amino acids. The transcript is spliced from 10 exons. Gene Ontology annotation, biological process: cilium organization. Gene Ontology annotation, cellular component: motile cilium. Lineage: Eukaryota; Metazoa; Chordata; Actinopteri; Siluriformes; Clariidae.